Sphaeroforma arctica JP610 is the source of this 1135-nucleotide messenger RNA. RefSeq names its product RNA-binding protein PNO1. Gene Ontology annotation, cellular component: nucleolus. Bases 121 to 804 code for a protein of 227 amino acids. The transcript is spliced from 5 exons. Lineage: Eukaryota; Ichthyosporea; Ichthyophonida. The record is from RefSeq and is a predicted model, not a curated record. Gene Ontology annotation, molecular function: RNA binding.
ACAGCAUAUACUUCCACCUGGUUCCUCGUUCGCUUCGAUUGUUUGUGCGCAGUCCGUGCGAAUUCAACCUCAUCUCAUCUCUCAACCUAAGUAAGUAGUACACAUACACAAACCAGAACGAUGGACGUGGAUAUGGUAAAUGAGGCUGAUAUCCUCGCCGAUAUGAAAGCGCAGAUGGACCAGGCUGACAAUGAGUCGUCCAUGAAUGUGGAUGCACCUGUCUUCACUCCACUCUCAGCAAUCGAACUGAACGACGGUGAGAAAUCAGAGCGCCGCGUACAGGUACCAACACACCGCAUGACGCCACUCAAACAGCAAUGGCUCAAAAUAUACACACCACUUGUGGAGCAUAUGAAGCUACAAGUUCGUAUGAACCUGCACACGCGGAAGGUGGAGCUGAAGACAUCAGAAUUCACUACUGACGUGGGAGCCCUGCAGCGAGGUGCCGAUUUCCUUAAAGCCUUCAUGCUGGGAUUUGACGUGGAUGAUGCACUAGCGUUACUCCGAUUAGACGACUUAUUCAUCGAUACGUUCGAUGUAAACGAUGUUAAGAUGCUAAAAGGGGAUCACUUGUCCCGUGCUAUUGGUCGUAUUGCCGGAAAGGGAGGACGGACGAAAUUCACUAUUGAAAAUGUCACACGAACCCGAGUGGUAAUCGCCGACAGUAAAAUCCACAUUCUAGGAUCAUUCCGAAAUAUCCGAGUUGCGAGAAAUGCCAUUUGUCAACUAAUUCUGGGUUCGCCGCCCGGAAAGGUGUACGGAAAUAUGCGGUCUGUUGCCAGUCGGAUGAGCGAGCGAUUUUAGAACACUCCAGAAUAAUUAGAUAAUGUUGUAGAUGCAAGCGGGAUCGGCCGAUGUGUGUUUGCAGCCACGCGCAAUUGCGCAUGUGUAUACGCGCGUACGAGCUACUUCUCGUCCCCCCUAUCCACACGUCUGAAGGUGGAAUGGCUCCCUUAUAUAUUAAAAUAUAGAUACAUUUAUCCUUAGAAGGCUGGCUACGAAAUAUACAGAUGCUUCUUUGGAAGCUGAGUUCCUCGGAUACUCUAGGCAUUUCUGAAUAUGCUCUGUAAUAGGUGGUGUGUACCCUAUGACAAUACAUGACGAGAAAAAUUGUUGCCACUUCUAUCAAAAUGGC